CAGUGGAAAGAAGAACCAAAACAUUCAACAAUCAAUCAGAAAUCGGUCCAUCAUCAAAGACUUGCCGUUCAUUUUGUCAACUUCUCCAGCCAAUCCCCGUUCUGCGGAUACAAGCCCGAUGUCAUGGGAACUUCCGAAAACUUCCGAUUGAAAUGGAAUGACUACGAAUCAAGUGUCAGCGGUGCUUUUCAAGAACUUCGUCAGGAGGGCGACUUCUUCGACGUGAGUCUCUCUUGUGAUGAAAGUCACGGGCGAACCCUCCAGGCCCAUAAGGUGAUCUUGUCAGCUUGCUCAACCGUAUUCAAGGACAUGCUCAAGGAACAGCUGACCUUCUCCUCACCCACCGCCCACCUACUCAUUUACCUACGAGGCGUGCGAUACUCGGAACUGUCCUCCAUCUUGGAUUUCGUCUAUCAAGGCGAGGUCAACGUCCAUCAGGAUAGCUUGGAUUCCUUCUUGGCUGUGGCUAAAGACUUUCAAAUCAAGGGCCUCAUCCAACGAGGCCAAAAUAAGGAUGAGGGCCAUACAGGUCCCUCGAGAAAAAGGCAUCGAAAGAGCAAUUACAGCUCUAGUGAACCCGUGGCACCGAUAAUAAAGGCGGAGGGCGAAAAUUUGGCGGCUCCGGUUGAUGUAUCGGAUUUCUUGGGUACGGAAGACGGUGAUAACAGCAUGCGUGAGAAUGUGGAUCAGUUAGAUGACACGGAUGGGGAAAGCUCAUUGGAUGCGUUUGAUAGCUUAAGAGAUCCCAACCUGACUGAAGAUCUGGACAGGGAUCGCGUAAUCACAACUUUGCCGGAUGGACGCGGGUACUGUGCGUUAUGUGACUCUACUUUCUCCAUACUCGGGAACGCUCGCAAGCAUUUUCGAAAGUUCCAUCAAGGCCAAAGUCAAACGUCGCUUAAGCCACAAGUAUUCAAAUGCCAUAUUUGUCGGAUCAAGUACGGACAUUUGGAUCAACUUCGGAUUCAUUUGAAGAAAGCGCAUGACUUCAUCAAAAAAGGAAUGGCCCCAAACAUUAUAGAGUGAUUGGGUACUCAACUUUCCCAUCCACUAGCUAUGUUUUGAUUGAUGAGUUGUAUCAUGAAAUCGCGUUUUUGAACCUA
Tigriopus californicus is the source of this 1103-nucleotide messenger RNA. RefSeq names its product longitudinals lacking protein, isoforms H/M/V-like. Gene Ontology annotation, biological process: regulation of transcription by RNA polymerase II. Gene Ontology annotation, cellular component: nucleus. The record is from RefSeq and is a predicted model, not a curated record. NCBI's taxonomy places the organism in Eukaryota, Metazoa, Arthropoda, Copepoda, Harpacticoida, Harpacticidae. The coding region runs from base 124 to 1026 and encodes 300 amino acids. Gene Ontology annotation, molecular function: protein binding. The transcript is spliced from 2 exons.